UGGCCACAGCCAUGCACCCGAUGCUUCGCCUGCUGGCCGCCGCGGCCGCCGCGGGGGCCGCGGGCGCGCCCGUCUUCGGCGGCAAGCGCGCGAGGGAGGCCGCCGCGGGUUGGCUGGGGGUGUGGCGCGCGGCCUACCAGAAGAACGACGGCUCCGUCCCUGAGCUGAAGGACUCGGACGUGCCCGCGGCGCUGAAGGGGACGGACUCCAUGAUCGUCAUCUCCAGCGGGGGCGCUGCUGGGGGCGUCGUGACGGAGGGGAUGGGCUACGCCAUCAUGGUCGAGGGCAUACACGCUCUGGGGGGCAGCAAGGAAGCGCUGAGCACGGGCCUCGCCCUCACCAAGGGCUGGCUCGGCAUGGUGUACGGCCCCCCAGAGACUUCUAUGGGCAAGGCGGAGGCCCCGCUCGGGGGCGGCAGCGGCGAGAAGGGAUCCGCCACCGACGUCGGCGUGCCGCCGUACGGCGUCUCGGCGAUCAAGGGCAAGGGCGGCGGCUACUCGGGGAUGGCGGCCUGGAAGUUCCCCGUGAACCAGUGUGCUCCCUUCUGCCACGGCACGGCCACGGACGGCGACGAGGACGCGCUUCUGGGCAUGAUCUACCUCGCAGAGGCGCUCGGCGCGCCCGCCGACUUCGUGGACAUGGCCGUGCGUGCCGCCAUCACCUUUGCGUCCACCGACCUCGGCUUCCCCGACAUCUACCGCAGCCUGCCCGACGGGUCGCGCAUGUACGUCCCCAAGGGCGGUUCUGACUGGGGCGGCCUGACACCGGAGUCUGGGAAGUAUGGCGCGUCCCAGCAGCCUUGGUGCUACAAUCCUUCGUACUUCGCUCCAGGCCAUUACCGUGUGUUCCGCGACUUCGUCCAGAAGUAUUGGGACUCUAGUUUCGACAGCUAUCUGCCAUCCUACCUUGACGGCACGCCCACUACUAUGAAAGACUUGGUGGCCUCAUUCGACGGAGCGAUCACGGCAGGGUACAACAUCCUCUACCACUCCUCAUGUUCCUCAGGCGCCGUCUCCAAUUGGGUUGGCGUCAAGUCGGAAUGCACGGGCAAGAGCCUCAAUUGCGAGGGGAUUCCUUGGGCCACGACGCCCUACGUCGGCGCGAAGGGCACAUGCACCGCGUCUGGGACGACCUUCGGCUCCUAUGGCCCUGACGCCAGCCGCACCCCCUGGAGGAUCGCCAUGGAUUACAUUUUGUACGAGGAGGAGUCCACCAAGGUGCAGAUGUACGAUAGGCACGGUAAGCUGGAUCCCUCGCUUGAGUUCAACGCCCAGGUGUACCUCAAUCGAUUCGCUAACCAGUACAUGCUUUACGCGACUUGCGACGGAGGUGCUGCGGGCGCCUGCAUGCAGCAGGGUCAGGUGGCGACCUUCGAAUUGGCCUCGGCCUUCUCCAUGAACGCCCCCGGGCUCACCUGCAAGAACGUCCCCAACGCCGGGCAGGAUUGGUGGGCCGGCUUCAUGUCCUACCCGACGUUCACGGUCUUCGUCGCCCCCCACAAGAACCUGACGGCCAGGCAGAGCGCGCAGUGGCAGGAGACCCUCGCGGGCAUCUGCGACUUCUCGGGCAAGGCGCCGAAGGGCGGCCUGUGCAGCGAGUCGUACUUCGAGCUGGGGCAGGAGGGCCCCAAGGUGCUCAGGAUGACGGGGAUGUCCUGGAUGUUUUUUUCGCCACCUCCAGGCGGGCUUCCGUAA
Prorocentrum cordatum is the source of this 1694-nucleotide messenger RNA. NCBI's taxonomy places the organism in Eukaryota, Dinophyceae, Prorocentrales, Prorocentraceae. The record is from the annotation of a GenBank genome assembly.